This is a messenger RNA of Vigna radiata var. radiata (mung bean), 2649 nucleotides long. Its product is annotated as probable leucine-rich repeat receptor-like protein kinase At1g35710. The record is from RefSeq and is a predicted model, not a curated record. Lineage: Eukaryota; Viridiplantae; Streptophyta; Magnoliopsida; Fabales; Fabaceae. Gene Ontology annotation, molecular function: protein binding. The coding region runs from base 1 to 2649 and encodes 882 amino acids. The transcript is spliced from 2 exons.
AUGAUGUUUAUGUUUGUGGUGAGUGUGGUGUUGCAGGUUGCUUAUGGACAACACCAUAUUCGAUGCAUUCCAAAAGAGAGGGAAGCACUCCUUCAAUUCAAGGCUGCCAUUGUCGAUCCUUACGACAUGCUCUCAUCUUGGACCACUCCCGACUGUUGCCAAUGGGAGGGGAUUCGCAGCAACAACCUCACCGUUCAUAUUAUAAGCUUUCACCUUCCUGGACAGUAUAAUGAAGUCUCUCGGCGUUACAUCAGCGGAGAGAUCCGCAAGUCGUUAAUGGAGUUGCGACAUUUACAGUAUUUGAACCUCAGUUCCAAUGAUUUUGCAGACAGUAAUAUUCCAGAGUUUCUUGGCUCUCUUACCAACUUGAGAUAUCUUGAUCUCUCUUCAUGUCGUUUUAGCGGACAAAUUCCAACUCAGAUAAGUUCUCUUUCUCGUUUGAAAUAUUUGAAUCUUGCUGAUAAUUAUUAUUUGAAUGGUUCAAUCCCUCGUGAACUUGGAAAUCUUUCUGGGUUGGAGUAUCUUGAUCUCAGUGGCAAUUCUUUUGAAGGAUACAUUCCUUCCCAACUUGGAAAUCUCUCUCGGCUGCAGUAUCUUGAUCUCAGGUACAAUUCUUUUGAAGGAUACAUUCCUUCCCCACUAGGAAACCUUUCAAAUUUGCAUAAACUCUAUCUUGGAGGAUAUGAUCUCAAAGUUGUCACUACUGAUCAAUGGUUAUCUAAUCUUAAUUCUUUAACCCAUCUUUCCUUCAAUUCCAUAUCUAAUUUUAACAGUUCUCCUAGCUGCCUUCGAAUCAUUGCCAAGCUACCAAAACUAAGAGAACUCAGUUUAUCUGAAUGUGGCCUUUCCGAUCAUUUGCUUCUUUCAUUCAACCCUUCCAACUUCAAUUUUUCUAGUUCCCUUUCUGUCCUUAGACUUUAUAAAAACUCCUUCAUGAAACCGAUGAUAUUCCAGUGGGUGUCAAACACCACUUCCAACCUUGUUGAGCUUGACCUUAGUUGGAAUCUCUUGGAGGGUUCCACAUCAAAUCAUUUUGGCUUGGCCAUGAAUUCGCUUGAGCACCUUGACCUCUCCUAUAAUGUGUUCAAGGGUGAAGAUUUGAAAUCAUUCAUGAAUAUAUGCACCCUACGUUCAUUAUACAUGUAUGGAAACAAUAUGACCGAAGACCUUUCGUUAAUUCUUCAUAAUUUCUCCAGUGGUUGUGUUAGAUACUCACUACAAGAAUUGAGUUUGGCAUUCAAUCAAAUCAGAGGCUCUGUACCUGACCUUUCAGCAUUUUCAAAUUUAAAAAUGUUGUAUCUUUCUUACAAUCAAUUGAGUGGGAAAAUACCUGAAAGCACUAGAUUGCCAUCUCAUUUAAAGCUGUUGUCAGUUAGCUUUAACUCUUUAGAAGGUGGUGUUCCAAAAUCAUUUGGGAGUACAUGUACAUUGGAGUUAUUGGAUUUGUCUUCUAAUAAGUUGAGUGAAGAUCUCACAGUGAUAUUUAAUCAUUUGUCUGGAUGUUCUACAUACUCAUUACGAGAAAUAUAUCUUGAUCAAAAUAAAGUCAAUGGCACAUUACCCGAUUUCUCAAUAUUUGCAAAGUUGGAAACGUUGGAUCUCAGUAUCAAUCAAAUUAGUGGUACUUUGCCUAGCAACCUCGCAACAAUGUUCCCAUCAUUAAAAGAAUUGUACCUUCAUAGUAACAAGUUAAAUGGGACAAUUUCUGAAAAUCUUCGAUUUCCAACAGAACUUGAGGUAUUAUACUUGAUGUCAAACUCUUUGAAAGGUGUGUUAACUGACUCUCAUUUUUAUAAUAUGACAAAGUUAGAGAGAUUGAUAUUGUCAGAUAACUCAUUGACCUUAGAAGUUAGUCAAAAUUGGGGUUCAACUUUUCAAUUGGAUACUAUUGAAUUGAGGUAUUGCAAGCUUGGUCCAUUGUUUCCCAAAUGGCUUGAGAAACAAAACAAAUUUCAAGACCUUGACAUUUCAAAUAGUGGAAUAUCAGGUGUCGUUCCAAAAUGGUUUUGGACCAAAUUUGGAUUGUCAAAUUGGAUGAGUAUUAAUAUUUCAUGCAACAAUUUACAAGGUACGAUUCCAAAUUUGCCAAUAGAGAAUCAUUAUUCUUCUCUUAGUCUUCAAUCAAAUCAGUUUGAAGGUCAUGUUCCGUCAUUUUUACAAGGCUCAAUAUUUCUUGAUCUAUCAAACAAUAAAUUCACAAAUUUUUUUUCGUUUUUAUGCUCUAAUGAUGUAGCUGAAUCUUUAUACCAAUUAGACCUUUCAAAUAAUAAGUUUUCUGGACAAAUUCCGAACUGUUGGACCCAUUUCAAGUCAUUGACUUACUUAAAUAUGAGUCAGAACAAGUUUUCAGGAGAAAUUCCUUCUUCUAUGGGAUCACUCUUUGAACUUCAAGUUUUGUUAUUGAGAGACAAUAACUUAACAGGUGAAAUCCCUUCCUCCUUAAGGAACUGCACAAAGUUAGUGAUGAUAGAUAUAACAGAAAAUAGAUUAUCAGGAUCUAUUCCAAAUUGGAUGGGGAAGGAAUUAUCAAAGUUGCAAUUUUUAAGCUUAAGAAAAGAAAUCUGGAUUAUAGGUGUGUACCAUGCUCAAAGAUUAGAAGAUUGUGUGGGUACCAUGCUCAAAGGAGAGGAAAGAGGAAUUCUGAGAUGA